Molecule: messenger RNA, 688 nt
Organism: Spirometra erinaceieuropaei
Lineage: Eukaryota; Metazoa; Platyhelminthes; Cestoda; Diphyllobothriidea; Diphyllobothriidae
Source: the annotation of a GenBank genome assembly
AUGUCUCCGUCUGUGAAGACAUUUAAAUAUCGUCUGGACAGACAUCUAAUGCCCCAGCAAGCGGAGUAUGUGACUUUUUAACCAGAAAAUAACAAAUGCCCCAUGUAAAUCGAUGGUUGCAUUCACUUCUUGCUUUUAUCUUUUCAUAUUGUUGAAACUUUAAGGAUUUUCAUGUACAUGUAAGGUGUCCAAAGGCGUAAGCCUAUUCUUCCUCAAAUACACUGACAGACACGUGGACCGUAAAAAAUGGAGGAACUUCGUCGCCACGAUCGUGGAUGUCUACGGUCCCACAGCAAAAGACACCGCUCUUCUUCUCAGCGCCGACGAAACCAUCCUACUUACCGAGAAGACGCAAAGUCUGCAGCGGUGGACCGAACACCUCGGAGGCGUCCUCAACCGUCCUUCCGCUGUCUCCGACGCCGUCAUCCCCCGUCUACCACAAAUUGAGAUCAACGUCGACUUCGCGCUCUUUAUACACGAAACCAUCAAGUCCAUGCAACAGCUCUCCAGCGAUGAGGCGGCCGUAGCGUACGCGAUCCUCGCUGAGAUCUACAUGCACGAUGGCCCCCGACUCGUGGAUCAUCUAACGAAGUCCUUCCAAGCGCCAAAGAGAAGUCCCGCAGGAUUUCAGGGACGCCACAAUCGUCCACCUCUACAAGCAGAAAGGAAACCCCCUAAUCUGCGAUAA